This is a messenger RNA of Linum tenue, 8115 nucleotides long. Lineage: Eukaryota; Viridiplantae; Streptophyta; Magnoliopsida; Malpighiales; Linaceae. The record is from the annotation of a GenBank genome assembly.
CACCGGCCACCCUGGGACUCGCCGGAGGAACAGAGGAAAGACUACUGGCGGCGCCACUUCAAUCUCAAAGCAUGCUUCUGUCUCUGGUUAGUUCUUUCUUUCUUGCUUCCCUCUUUGCUUCUGCCUCAGGUUCGAAAUUGAAAUCCGGCCGGUGUAAUUGUUGGGUGUGUACGGAUGGCUAGGGGUUCUCAGACCAAGAAGCAGAAGUCGCAGUUCGACAGGUGCCGGCGGAGAGCUUCCAGAGUGGUAAGACUGGUAGCUUAUUUUUGCAAAACCCAUGUUGCUAAUUAUAGCAUGGAUUCCCAAAAGAAGUCAUGCUGAAAGCUUUGCUCCACAACCAGAAUCGUGAGAUGCUUGGGAACAGUGUGAUUUCAAAGUUUAGAACUUUAGUUUUAUCUACUGAGAAACCAGGCCUCUCUUUUAUUAAUAUCAAGCAUCAACACCAUCUCUGCACGUUUCUCCAGCCUUCUCCCUGCUCCAGUUUGUUUGUGGCGCGAGACUCUACUGCCAUAGCCGAAGCCCUGUCCUUCUCUGUGAACUCUAGAUCAUCAACUCUGGGGACCCAAAUCCAUGGUUAUGUUGUCAAGCUUGGUUUGAGUAACGAUGUUUUCACCCAAAACAAUCUGAUCAGGAUGUACUCAAAACGUGACCGUCUGCCUGAUGGAUGUAAGGUGUUUGAUGACAUGCCUCACAGAAAUAUUGUUUCUUGGGCUUUGCUCAUAUCUGGUGCUGUUCAGAGUUGCGAACCUGAGUUGGGGUUAGAGACGUACUUGGAUAUGGCAAGAACUGGUCUGAUGCCAAAUGAGUUUGUUCUUGGUAGUGUUAUGAAGGGGUGUGUUUCUAUGGAAGCUGGAGGCUUUGGUUUAUCUAUUCAUUGUUGGGCGCUGAAAAUUGGGUUGGAAACGAAUCCAUACGUCGGCAGCUCAACUUUGAGUUUCUAUUGUAAAAUGGAGGAUAUCAAAGCUGCAGAUAGAGUUUUCAUGUCUAUGGACAAAGUAGAUGUCGGUUGUUGGAAUGCUAUCCUCGGUGGGUAUGCCCAAUUGGGGCUUGGCAGUGAAGCGCUGAGCAUAGCAUCAUCAAUGCGAUGUCAAGGACUAAAGUUUGACAAAUACACCUUCGUUAGUUCUCUUCAAGGAAGCUCAGUGGAGCCAGAUUUGCAUUUUGGGAGGCAGAUUCAUGGACUGAUUCUCAGAACGGAAGAAGAUUAUUGUACAUCAGUAAUGAACGCUCUUAUGGACAUGUACACAAAGAAUGGCAGGGUAGAUUGUGCCAUGAAAGUUUUCGGUAAGAUGCUUGAUAGGGAUAUUAUAACUUGGAAUACUGCAUUCAGUUGCCUUGCUCAUUACAAGGAUUCUAAGAAACUGGCAAACUUCUUCCACAAUUUUAUGUUGAGUAGCAUAAGUCCCAAUCAUAUUACAUUUUCGUUAUUAUUUAGGCAAUGCGGGGAGCUAGUGGAUGUGAAUCUUGGUCUUCAGUUUUGUUCUCUUGCAGUCCACUUUGGAUUCUGUGAUGAAGCAGUCGUAAUCUCUUCUCUUGUCAAUAUGUUCUCUAGGUGUGGCUCGAUGCAAGUGGCAAAUCUUGUGGCUGACGGCAGCUCUUGCAAAGAUAUAAUUAUUUGGAAUGAGUUAAUCUCUGGCCAUAACUUGAACAAUCAUGUCAUGGAAGCUCUGCAAACAUUCCGUAACUUGGUACUGGUAAGGGUCCAAGCUGAUGAAUACACCUAUUCACUCAUUCUGGAAACCUGCUGCAAAUAUGGCUGCCAGAAAAUAGUUCAACAGAUCCAUGGAGCUGUGAUCAAAUCUGGAUUUGAUUCUCAUGGACACUGUUGUAGUUCUCUGAUUAAAGGCUAUGCUAAAUUGGAUCUGUUUCAUGAUUCUUCCAAAUUUUUUGACGGGAGUGACAGAAGAAUCGAUUUAGCUGCUUGGGGAACCAUGAUAUCAGCAUUGUUAAAUCAAGGCCAUGAACAAGAAGCCAUCAGAUUUUUCAAAUCUCUAUUAGACUCUGGUAGGAAACCUGAUGAGUUUAUUCUGGGUAGUAUUCUAGGCAGUUGUGGUAGUAGCGGCCCUUAUUCUAGGAUCAAUGCUGCCCAUGCUUUUGUCACCAAAUUAGGUUAUGAUGAAGACAACUUUGUGGCUAGUGCAAUGCUAGAUGCAUAUGCAAAAUAUGGAGACAUCAAAAGUGCAAGAACUGUUUUUGACCAAUCAUCAAGAUUUCAUGAUGUCGUGCUCUACAAUGCUAUGAUCAUGGGUUAUGCCCAUCACGGUCUAGGCUUAGAAGCUCUAGAUAUGUUUGAGAAGAUGAAGGAAGUUAAGCCCAACCAAGCUACGUUUGUGUCGAUCAUAUCAGCAUGUGGUCAUUUGGGUUUGGUCGACAAAGGGUGCCUUUUGUUUGAAUCGAUGAUGUCAGAACAUGAUCUUGAACCUUCUCCUAAUAAUUAUGGUUGCUUGGUGGACAUGUUUUCCCGAAAUGGACACCUUGAAGAUGCUAAGCGGAUAAUCGAAACAAUGCAGUUUCCUCCAUGGCCUGCUAUCUUGAGAUCUCUGCUGAGUGGUUGCAGGAUAUAUGGGAACAAGGAGUUGGGAGAAUGGGCAGCUGCAAAGUUGAUUCAUUUGGUUCCCGAGAAUGAUGCUACUUAUGCUUUGAGGUUUAAGAUUCAUUCUGAGAGUGGUAACUGGGAAGAUGCAGCGAAUAUCAGCAGAGCAAUCUCUGAGAUGGACAGCAAAAAGACUGUGGGCCAGAGUUGGUUGGAUUGAGGGAACCACUGCUAGCACUCCUGAGGCUUGAUCCGAAACAAAUAUAAGGUUUCCAGGAGCUCUGCCAAGUAGAUUUAUUACUGCACUGAUUAGAGCUUAAACUCGUUCAUUAGCAGUGGAAGUUCAGUAAUAUCGAAAGGCUAAAAGACUUUAUGAUGCUUUACCGUAUUCCUACUAGAUGUCUGCUGCUAGUCCUUUACUCUUCUUGAUAGGGGGGGGGGGGGGGGGACAUUUCUCUCAGAUUUCAAGAUUCUCCAAUGAAGUGUGAACCAGUAAUACAGCAUCUACUGUUUCGGCCCCUUGAUUUGAGUUUUUUUUCUUCUUUUGCGUACUCAUUGCUAUUAGAAUCACUGUUAUUUUUAUUUCUCCAUUUGCAUGUGCUCUCUAUAAUAAUUUCUCUCUUCCAUUUGAUUCAGAAAUGGAGUGAUUUCAAGUUGUUAAACGUAGGGUUGGAGUUGAAACAAGCAUCAAUUUAUGAGAAGACCAGGUCCACCAUCGGUUCCAUCCACACCAAACAUAACAAGGUUUUCGUAUCAUUUGAGGUUGAUGCAGUUCCCAAGAAGCUUCCCUCCCUUCUAGCCAGAGACUUUGUCUUCACACGACCUUCAAAUGGAUCAAGUGGCCAAAAAUUUCAGGGUCUAAUCAAUAGUGUGGAGAAGAGCAACAAUACAUUUUUGAGGAAGGAGUAACAAUAUCUUCGUUGAAUUCGUGCAAGAUUUUUUCUCACAGCAUCGACCAGCUUCCAGUCGGACAACAAGUUGAACCUCGACCUUAUCUACCCAUAUGACUAGACUUUAUAAGGAACAAAUUAUCGCAGUCCAUCAGAUCCUGGGCCUCAGAGGAAGUCCACCAUAUCUUAUUGGGGUUCAGCAGCUAGCCGUGAGAAGGGACCUUGGAAAGACCUCGGUACGAAGUUCGAUCUAGGUCAAUCAAGGCUAGCUGCUGAUGCAAGUAAAGCCAUGGGGAACUGGGAGUCAUUGUAAUGAGAUUCCAGACAGGUUUGUGCUGCAGUGGAAGAGUUCACUUCAAAUCUCUACAGUGAAGGUUUUCAGGAGCUCUGCAGUGGACCAGUGGUGUCAUGGUCCACAGAACCUUUCUGAAACUAUUGGCAACAGGAACGGAGUGGCACUUUCCAAGUACAGGGCAAGAGUGAAAGGGGAGUGGUUCGGUCUGGGCUAAUUAUUUAUGUGACUGGGGAUUACUUAAAUGACAAGGCUUCCAAAUAGAAUAGUUUAUUGGCAAAGAUACAAAAGGUUAGCGGUUGAGACUCAGAGUUAUCCUAUAAUUAAGGCCAGCUACUCAUUUCCUCUGUAGUCUCUGAACAGCCGGACCCUUUUCUCAGAUUUCAAGAUUCCACAGUAAAAAAAAGUCCAGUCCAGGAACCAUGAUUGGUUUCGUUAUUAAGCUCGCCGGGGGUAUCCUUGCUUCAUUCUGCCUUGGGUGGGCUAUCAAUCGCUAUACUUCAGAUCACGAGGAAGAUGAUGAUCAUCAUCGUGGGUCUUAUUCCCGUCUGGAAGGGGAGUCACCAAGCCGGUCUCAUCUUCAUCGGGUUAAGAACAACACCACUAGUAAUUUCUACCCGCCCUACAUCCCCAGUUCAUCGUCUUCUUCUUUUAGAGCAUCUCAGUUUCCCUCCAAGCCAGCGGAGUCCCUAACUUAGAAGAAGAAUGAGGAAACACCUACACGACAUCCAUUACCUUCUAAGCUUCCUGCUGUCCCCAUUUCUAAACCAUCCCCGGCUUCCCUAUUUCCAAAAGAAACUUCUUCUUCUUUUAGAACAUCUCCGUUUCCCUCCAAGGCCCCGGAUUCCCCGACUGUGAAGCUAGCUCCGCGUCUACGACCAUUGGACAGCGACCCUCCCCUUGUUAUCCAGUGGCCACCUUCCCUCGAGGAAAUGCCUGCACGAUAUCCAAAACCUUCUAACCCUCCUGCAGUUCCCAUUUCUAAACCAUCUCCAGCUUUCCUGUUUUCAGAAGAAACAUCUUCUUCUGUUAAAGCAUCUCCAUUUCCCUCCAAGGCGGAGAAGUCCCCGAUGUUGAAGCCAACUCUGCGUCCAGUUCCCCCAAGUGCAAGUUCAACUGGUGGCGGGACACAAGCCAAUUACAUAUGGAUCCAGAAAGGCAAGUCACAAGCAGUUUAUGAGAUUCCAGAGGAUGUUGAGCGUUUGAUCAAGCAAGAUAAGGUGCCUCAAGUACUGCUGAGGAAGCCUCUAUCCACUUCCACCUACAGAGAUUAUUUUGCUGCUCUUCUGUAUGCAGAGGACCACUAUCUCGAGAAAUGGAACGGCUUCGAGUUGUUCGACGUGGAGUUGGAGCUGAAACAAGCAGAAAUUUACGACAAGACUCGGUCCACUAAUCACACGCGUAAUGCAAAACAUGACAAGACUCGGUCGACCAAUUACACCCGUAAUCCGACACUUGGCAAGACCUUCGUGUCAUUUGUGAUUGAUGCAGUUCCUGAGAAGCGCCCCUUCCUUCUAUCCAGAGACUUUGUCUUCACCCAACUCUCAAAUGAACCAAACAGCUGUACAUUUCAGGGGCUGAUCUAUCGUGUGGAGAGGAGUAACACCAUCUUAGUUGAAUUUGGCCAAGAUUUCUUCUCUCAGCAUCGACCAACUUCCAAGUACGAUGUUAGCUUCUCAUUCAACCGAGUCUGCCUGAAGAGGUUUCAUCAGGCGAUUGAAGUUGCUUCCACUCGUUCAUGGCUAAGAGGCUUCAUUUUCCCGGAUUCUCUCUCCAGUACCCGGACAAGCAUAGCUACCUCAGUAUCUACCCAUAUCUUCAAUCACAGACUUGACAAGCAACAAAGGGUUGCAGUCGAUCAGAUCCUGAGCCUCCAAGGACCUCCGCCAUACCUUGUAGAGGGCCAGCUAGCCGUGAAACCUGACACAUCAAGAACAAUUGCAAAGCAGCAACUAUCAAGGACUGGAUUAGUAGUGAAAGAGGCUGUGGCCCAACUGUAUCGUACCAGUGCAGAUCAUCGGAUUCUUGUAUGUGCACAUGCUAACAGAACCUGUGAUGUGCUGAUGGAGCAUUUGAAAGAGGAGAUCAAGGACAGAGAUAUGUUUCGAGCCAAUGCGGCUUUCAGGGAGAUUGAUGAGGUCCCCAGUGAGAUCCUUAGCCAGUCUGCAUACAAAGGGGAAUGUUUCACGUGCCCGCCACUCGUUGAGCUCCAGAGGUAUAGAGUCAUAGUAUCUACUUACGUGACGAGCUUCCGGCUGCACAGCGAGGGUAUUGGCAAAGGACAUUUUAGUCAUAUCUUCUUGGUGGAUGCCUCGACAGCAAUCGAACCGGAAGUGAUGGUGACAGUGGUUAACUUGGUGGGUGAGGAGACGGCUGUGGUAGUUUCGGGUUCAAAAUUCAAUAGCCCGCAUUUGGUCCGAUCCGAUAUCGCCAGAAAGUAUGGACUCAAGACCUCCUACUUUGAAAGGCUUAAAAAUUGCAGCAAGCUGUACCAUGAGUCUUCUGGUUCUUCAAUGUUCAUCAGCCGGUUGGAGGAGGAUUCACAAAGCUCCUUCAUACCUUCCGUUUUGAUGUAGGUUUAUGUUUACAUGUUGUACAUAUACCAGGACGGUAAUAGUUCCAGGCACAAAGUUGUGAACUUCUUUUUAAUGAAGUACAGCUCUCUUCUUAUGACUAGAGAUUGAAAUUUUGAUUAAUUGACGAGGUUAUCAGCAACCACACUACCUUGGUUCUAGAGCUCUCAGUCUUGUGCAAAAGCAUAUGAAGCUUUGUUUUGCGAAGAUCUGGGGAGUGCGAACUGCUUCGUACGGCCCAUGCCUAUGCCUUUCGUCCAUGAAUGAGAAACUUUUUUCUAGUGGACUGCAGAGUGCAGACUCAAAGCUUACAUUUGUUUCUCAAUUACUUUGGGCUCACUAGAGCCCAGAAACAAGCCCAUAUCCUUUGAAUCCUCCCGUUCUAUUUUCCCAGUUCCCACUGCUCAAACCUCAAAGAACAGAGAAUAGAAAACGCAAACAGCGACGCAGGAUAGAUUGGCAGACAGAGAGCGAGAGAGAAGAAAGGAGGACGGAGAUGGGUAGCUGCAAUGUUUUUGCACCCAGUUGCCACCUUCAGAUUCAUGUCGCAAACGAUGCCUGCCAUCCCCACUUGAAUCUCAAAGCUCCUCCCUUUAUGCUUCCUUCACUGGCUAAGAAACAGACGUCACGGUUUGAUACGCGCCGGAGAGCUUCCAGAGUGGUGGCCUAUUUUGGCUUGAAGCCUCCUCCUUACCAACUUGAUGCGUUAGAGCCACACAUGAGUAAGAAGACGGUGGAGUUGCACUGGGGAGGUCAUCAUCGUGGUUAUCUCGAGAACCUGAACAAAGCUCUGGCGAAAGACGAUGUUCUGUACAGCUACACCAUGGAUGAACUUAUCAAUGUUACCUACAACCGUGGCAACCCUCUACCUGCUUUCAACAAUGCUGCUCAGGUCUGGAAUCACGACUUCUUUUGGGAAUCCAUGCAACCAGGAGGCGGCGGUAUGCCUGAACUUGGUCUCCUCGAUCAGAUCGAAAAAGAUUUUGGUUCCUUCACAAAUUUCAGAGAGAAAUUUGUGGAAGCAGCCUUGACAUCUUUUGGUUCUGGCUGGGUUUGGCUUGUCUUAAAGAGAGAAGAAAAACAUCUUGCUAUAGUAAAGACAUCAAAUGCCUUCACUCCACUUGUUUGGGAUGACAUUCCUAUAAUCAAUUUAGAUGUGUGGGAGCAUGCUUACUAUUUGGACUACAAGAAUGAGAGAGCAAGGUAUGUCAACGCCUUCAUGGACCACCUCGUAUCCUGGAAUACAGCAAUGGGAAGGAUGGCUAGGGCAGAGGCCUUUGUAAAUUUGGGGGAACCUAAUAUCCCGGUUGCAUAAAAGGCGGCGCAGUCUGACUCGAGAAAGUCCACGGUGGAUUGCAGGCAUCAUGACCAAGCUGUCCAAAUAAGACUCGUAGACAAAGGAGCCAAUCUUGUUGUGUCACACCGAAUGAACUGUUGUCGUGGUAUAGAGCAAGGUGUCAGUCGGCAUUAGAUACCGGCUGAAUCAGAGUACGCAACGAUUGGAAAUGAGAAGUGAUGAGAAGGCAGGGGAGGAAAAGGAACUGAAGGGUUCAUGGAUGCCAUAAACUCUGAGGACCCUUGUCUUAGGAGCUAACCAACUAGUAAGGUAGAUAACUAAAAAAGCUGAAGCAAAUGGCCUGAACAUUUUCUAUCCCAAUUUUGAAGAGGUUGGUUGCCUGGUUUUGCAGUUGAUAGCAUUUACUAGAACAAACUCUUGUUUGCAUUAGUGAAUUCUGUCAUAGAAACACUGCUUCGAGUGCGUGCUUCUUUCUGCCUGCUAGGGGCUCAUGCUGCUUGAUGAAUGAGAUUAUGGUUCUUUUUCGCCUC